GCCGGCCCUGCUACAAACUAACUGCUAAGAAUGAAGCUAUUGAAACUCAACAGAGUCAAGUACAUCCUCAGAUCUAAGUCUUCAGCUGCUUUUAAAGAAAAUUUUGACAGCUACCAAAAAUAAAAUGUACAAGAGGGAACUACAAAAAACACACAACUCUCCCCAGUGUGGUGGGUUUUAUCCCAGACUGCAUGCAAAGGGAAUUGGCCGGGUCUGUGUGUAAUCUUGGGGCCCACCCGAGUAUGCCAUCAGUUUGGUGCGAGUGGCUGCUGAGAUAGAGGAACAUAUGACGCUGUGGUUCUCUUCACUUCCUGUAAAAUUAUGCUCAACAGAAGCAGCUACAUGUGAAAAAGACAAAACGCCUGCACACUGUUUCAGAGGAGUGUGAAAAUGGAUAACUUCUUAGAUAACUUAUGAAGACUUUGAGCUAUUGAAUGGGAAGGCGUUGUAGGGUAUAUAACAGCACAUUUCCAGUCCAUCCCUGCAAUAUUCUGGUAAUGUCUUAGCUUUCUGCUCCUGGGUCAAGCUUGCUGAGCCCUCAUACCGCCAUGGAUGCCCUGGCUGUAAGUGGAAUAGAGCUCUCCCCUAUGAAAGAUUUUGACCAAAUAGUGGAUUACAGAGCAGAGAAACGUGAACACCUGCGAGGACGUAACAAUGUAACAUCAUGUCGAAGCCCUACGAGGGAGCUUGACACACUACGCAUAAAGACUGAACUGAAAAACAAGAGACAUCUGGAAUUUCUAAGGAGGAGAUCAGUGAGCCCGGAGCCAUCAACAAACUGGUCUUCACAGAGAAAACCUACCAAAAAGACACUUUCAAUGAAACAUUAUAGUCAAACCAGCAAGUCAGAGACAUUGCAUACAAAUGUGCAAAACAUUCCCACCUCUAAUGGCCGUCCACUGAUGAUUUUAACAUCAAACAGCAGCGUAACUGAUGGCCCAAGCACCAGCAAAUGGGCAUCUUUGUGGUCAGAAGAGGUUACACUGUCGAAACAAGAGACAGACCAUGCAAAGAAGCAAACGUCUACCUCCAAACCAACAGCCAAAGAAUUGAACCUGCAAAGGACAAAAAGCAGGGAUAACAAAAUGAAUAUUGCUUAUGCUCAAAAGACAAGCAUCAAAACAUUAACCCAAACAGAAAAGAGUCACCAAAAACUCUCAGCCCUGAAUUAUCAAGAGAACAGUGUGCAGACAGAGUCUGGUCUUGUUACUAUCAGAGAAUCUGAUAUCCAGCUGCUUUCUGACCUUUUGCAGGAGGCCCUGUGGAGAGAGGAGGUCAUGAGGAAGAAGUUGGCAACCCUACAGGAGAGCACGACCAACCUCAUGAAUUCCUCCAACAAAACAUGGACGGCUCGCUGCAAUGAAGAUCUGCUGAGAAAUAAGAUCAAGGCUCUGGAGGCACAGCUGCAAGUCUGCCUGCAGAAGUUUCCAAAGGAUGGAGUGAAGAAAGUGGUGAUACAAAUGGAGAAGCAGAAAUGGGUGUAUGAAGAGAAAGCACUGGAGGCCCUGCAGAGAGCUACAGAGGAAAAAACAGAGGCCCUUAGCAUGGCUGAGACACUGCAGGAAUCACUGAGUACAGCAAAAACAGAGUCCAUGAGAUGGCAGAGUCUGUAUGAGGAGCAAAAACUGAGCUUUGAUCAACUCAGGGAGAACCAGCAUCUCAGCAAUGGACAGCUGCAACAGCUGCACGGCCAACUGGAGCUGUCCAGAGCCAGAGAGGCCGAGCUGAGGGACGUGGUGGUGUCAUUUCAACAAGAGAAGAAGGAGCUGCAGUACAACAUCUCUCUGCUGGAAGAGGACAACCAGAUGUUUAGAGAGGAAGUACAGCAACUCACAGAUGGGAGUGAUGAGAUUCAGGACUUCCUGAUGCAAGGGCGACUAACGUCAGAGGAAGCAGAGCCUCAGAUGACAGAGAGGAGAGAUUCCCAGGUGGAGGAGCAGCUCCGCCACACUCAGGAGAAACUACGCCUCAAAGAAAAAGAGUGUGAGGAGCUGCAGAUUGAGCUGUGUGCCAUGGAGCAGGAGUGUCAGUCCAGCCAGGCCCGGCUGUCGCAGUGCAGAGAUGAGCUUCGACAAAUCAGCCACCGCAGGAGACCGACCUCAUGUGGCUCCUGGUGGAAGGUGUGGGUUUUCUUCCUUCUAUUCCUUGCUGUGGCUCAGGUUGCCAUGUUGUGGCUGUGGUAUCCUCCUUUCAGGGAGCAAGUUGAAGACCUUUACUCUGACAUGGAGACACGUAUUGAAGACUAUCUUCUGGAAAUGGCCACACCUCCACACUCGGGCUGUUUUAGACCAAUAUGACAGUCAGAAUAGUUUUCUGUUGUUUUAAAGUGAAACUUCUGUAGGAUGUAGUUUGUGGAUGGUUUUUAAUUUCAUGCAAUGAAAGACUUGAAACUCAAAGUGAGUGUGAUAUUGAUGUGUAUGAUGUUUGCACACAGUUUAAAAACAUGCAAAAUAAAAAAUGAAACAUUUUUUUGUCAGGACGUACUCUUUAUACUGUUUACACUUAGACUUUUGACUUACCUUGAUUGAUUAAAAACAAGGUAUGAGAGGAAAACCAAAAAAAGUAAUGUCAUAAAGUCACGGUAAUAAUCGCAGAGCUGUUGUGCUGAUGGAACUGGCCUCAGAGAGUUGAAGCACUCAAAUAAAAGAGCCUUUGGUGUGUCGUAUUGUAAGAAAUAAAGAAAUAUUUUUACUAAUUCAAA
Messenger RNA from Notolabrus celidotus (New Zealand spotty), 2701 nucleotides. Its product is annotated as TRAF3-interacting JNK-activating modulator. The transcript has 14 exons. The coding region runs from base 549 to 2297 and encodes 582 amino acids. NCBI's taxonomy places the organism in Eukaryota, Metazoa, Chordata, Actinopteri, Labriformes, Labridae. The record is from RefSeq and is a predicted model, not a curated record.